Molecule: messenger RNA, 1785 nt
Organism: Verticillium dahliae VdLs.17
Lineage: Eukaryota; Fungi; Ascomycota; Sordariomycetes; Glomerellales; Plectosphaerellaceae
Product: bifunctional purine biosynthesis protein ADE16
Exons: 3
Coding region: 1-1785 (594 amino acids)
Biological process (GO): 'de novo' IMP biosynthetic process
Cellular component (GO): cytosol
Molecular function (GO): phosphoribosylaminoimidazolecarboxamide formyltransferase activity; IMP cyclohydrolase activity
Source: RefSeq, a predicted model, not a curated record
AUGUCGGACCAGAAGAUCGCCAUCGUCUCCGUCUACGACAAGACCGGUCUGUUGGAUCUGGCCAAAGGCCUCAACCAGCAGAAUGUUCGCAUUCUCGCGUCCGGUGGCACUGCCAAAAUGAUCCGCGAGUCGGGUUUUCCCGUCGAGGACAUCUCCGCCAUCACCAAGGCUCCCGAGAUGCUCGGUGGCCGCGUCAAGACGCUGCACCCCUCUGUCCACGCCGGAAUCCUAGCCCGCAACCUCGAGUCCGACGAGAAGGAUCUGGCCGAGCAAAACAUCAACAAGGUCGACUAUGUCAUCUGCAACCUGUACCCAUUCAAGGACACCGUUGCCAAGAUCAACGUGACCAUCCCCGAGGCUGUGGAGGAGAUUGACAUUGGCGGCGUCACCCUCAUUCGCGCCGCCGCCAAGAACCACAGCCGUGUCACGAUCCUGAGCGACCCCAACGACUACGCCGGUUUCCUCAAGGAACUUGAGGCUGGUGAGAUCACCGAGGCCAGCCGCAAUGCCUACGCCCUCAAGGCCUUUGAGCAGACCGCCGACUACGACUCCGCCAUCUCCGACUUUUUCCGAAAGCAGUACGCCUCUGAAGGCAAGCAGCACAUGACCCUGCGCUACGGUGCCAACCCCCACCAGAAGCCCGCCGCCGCGUUCACCGACGCCGGUGAAAUCCCCUUCAAGGUCCUCGGCGGUUCGCCAGGCUACAUCAACCUCCUUGAUGCGCUCAACGCCUGGCCUCUGGUCAAGGAGCUCAAGGAGGCCCUCGGCAAGCCCGCCGCUGCCAGUUUCAAGCACGUUUCGCCUGCCGGCGCUGCCAUUGGUAUUCCUCUGACCGAGGACGAGCGCAAGGUGUACUUCGUCAACGACAUCGAGGGCAUUGAAUCCUCGCUUCUGGCUCAGGCCUACGCCAGGGCUCGUGGUGCCGACCGCAUGAGCAGCUUCGGUGACAUGAUCGCCCUGAGUGAUACCGUGGAUGUGCCCACCGCUAGCAUCAUCUCGAAGGAGGUGUCCGACGGUGUUAUCGCGCCAGGUUACGAGCCCGCGGCCCUGGAGAUCCUCAAGAAGAAGAAGGGUGGCAAGUACCUCGUCCUCCAGAUCGACGAGAACUGGGUUCCUGACGACGUCGAGACGAGGACUGUGUACGGCAUCAAGCUGCAGCAGCACCGCAACGAUGCCAAGAUCGGUCCCAACAUUUUCGGCACCAUCAUUACUCCCAAGGACUCAGCUCCCCUUUCUGAGGAUGCUCUGCGGGACCUCACAGUCGCCACGCUUGCCGUCAAGUACACGCAGAGCAACUCCGUCUGCUACGCCGCCAGGGGCCAGACCAUCGGCCUGGGCGCCGGCCAGCAGUCUCGCAUCCACUGCACGAGGCUUGCUGGUGACAAGUCAGACAACUGGUGGCUUCGCUUCCACCCGAGGGUGCUGGGCAUCAAGUGGAAGAAGGGCACCAAGCGCCCCGACAAGAGCAACGCCAUUGAUCUGCUCGUCAGCGGCGAGCUGCCCAAGGGCGGCAAGGAGCGCGAGGCCUUCGAAGGUGUCUUCGAGGAUGUGCCAGCUGCCUUCACCGAGGCCGAGCGGGAGGAGUGGCUGGGCAAGCUGACCAAUGUGGCAGUUUCGAGCGAUGCCUUUUUCCCCUUCAUCGACAAUGUCUUCCGCGCCGCGCGGUCAGGCGUCAAGUAUAUUGCGGCCCCAGGCGGCAGCCAGAACGACAGCGCCGUCUUCGAGACGGCAGAGAGCCUCGGCAUCACCUUUGUGGAGCAGUCUCAUCGUCUCUUCCACCACUAA